CAACUUUUGGGCGCUAAAUGAGUUUUGGUAGUCUUGUUGAGUUAAUCAAAAUUAUAAACAAACGCAAGUUCUAACAUGCAAAUUAUGUUAACAAUCGUUAUUUGUUAAAUGAAUAUGGAAGAAGAAAAACUUUUGCGUAAAAAAAAGAAAGCUCUAAACGGAAGUAACAGAAGAGCCUUAGCAGAAGCUUGUAAUGAUUUAGCUACGUUUUAUUACAAAAAUAAUCGAUACAAUGACGCUCUCGACGAGUAUAAAAUUGAAGCCUCGGUAUGCAAAGAGUUGGGUCUCCGUAUGGAAUGGGGGAAUUGCAGCAGGAUGAUCGGCGAGAUGUACAUGUUAAUGGCUGAAUUUGAUAAAGCCCUGAAAUACGAAGAGAGACAUUUGGCUGUAGCUAAAGAAUUAAAGAACUUAGUGGAAGAACAAAGAGCUAUGGCAACAUUAGGCAGGAUAUAUCUGCUACAAGGACAAAGCACAACUGAUGAAGUUGAGGCAAAGACAUCUCUGAAUGCAGCAGAAAAAGCUUUUAUGAAAAGCUUAGUGUUGUGUGAAAAUUUAAAUGGAAAAAUAAAUAAACAUGAGUUAAUGGACAUGAGAGCCCGGUUACUCCUGAAUAUUGGUGUGGUCCAAGAACACCUUGGUUUUCUUGAAAAAGCAACAGAUUGUAUACAUAAAGCAAUCUCAAUAUGUUCUAAUCAGGACUUGUAUGAAGUAUUACAUAAUUGUUAUAUGACUGAAGCAUUGCUACAUAGCAAUAAAAAGAAGGAUUAUGCAAAAGCUUUAAGUUGCUUGAAUAAGGCCCUUGAAAUAGCAAGUAGACUGGAGAAUAAGGUUCUGAAGACGUGUGAAACACUAUCAUCAAAAGCAGACAUACUGUGCAAAAUCUCAGACUAUCAGAGUGCCAAACAAGUGCUCCUCAAAGCAUGGAAGUUGAAGACCCCUGAUGAAGAAGAAAGGGAUAAUAUUGAAACAAAUUUGAGAGUUGUGGCAGCAAUGUGCUAUACAGAAGAUCUCUUAAUCUCAACGGAUCCAUCAGACCACGCGACCUUCAAGAAACUCUAUGAGAAGCUUGGAGAUGGAGCUUGUCACAUUCGGAAUUAUCCCGGGGCCGUAGAGUAUUAUCUGAAGAUGUUGGAACACGCUGAACUAGCUGGAGAUUGUGGAAAGACUUUAAUACCCAUUUAUGUUAGCUUGUAUCAAACAUACAAAGACAUGGGUUUGUAUAGUGAAGCCUUAGAUUAUUACGAGAAAGAAUACGAACUUAUAAAGGAUGUCCCGAAAGAAGCAUACACCACACUCUACAACAUUGCGGAGACAUUGUAUCUGGCUAAGAGGCCUUAUGAACGAGUAGAAGAGGCAUGCUUAAAUGCUCGGAAAGCUGCACAAGAUUGGAAUAAAAGGAAAUAUGAAAUCAGAAUAUUAAGAAAUCUUCUAAAAUACCAAGAGGCAUAUUUUGAGAUUGAUAAAACGGAAGAGACCAAAUAUGAACUAAGAACAUUGGGCUGUGAUAAUUUUGACUACGUGGAGCAUUCCGAAGAUGAUCAGAGUUCAGCGGGUGGGGGGGACGAUGACACGACUCAUAUCGGUGAUGAUAUAUGCCUGGAUGAUCUUACAGAUAUGUCUGACACAAAUGAAGAAGACGUGACAGAGACGAAACGGGAGACAAGAAAGAGAGGGAAGGGUUACGUUAUAAAGAAAAAUAUGAAAGGCGAAACACAGUUACAUGUAGCUGCUAUAUCCGGAAACAAACUUCUGUUGGAACGGCUUCUAGCCAACGGACAUCCGGUCAAUAUCAGGGACAAUGCCGGCUGGCUACCCCUACACGAGGCUUGCAUUCAUGGGCACCUUGAAAUAGCUAACAUGCUCAUACACAACGGAGCCAACGUCAAUGAUCGGGGCGGCUCUAACUGUGAUGGUAUUACCCCGCUGUAUGACGCCGCCAGUAAUGGUCAUCUCGAAGUCGUACAGCUACUCCUAGAAAAGGGCGCGAUACCUUCACUGAAGACAGACUUCGGGGACACGCCCUUAAGGGCACUGCAGAAAUGGCGAGCCGGCACUAUCCUGACCAGAGACGAAGAAACCAUGUACAAUAACGUGUGCAAUAAAAUCCAAAAUUCAAGCGAUAGAACCAGCACUGACUUAAGGUGCAAAUCGGUGACUCCGGUCAAAAAUGAAGACGAAAUCGCUCCGCCGAGCACGUCCAAAUGCAAGAGGAAUCUAGACUCACCGGCGCUCAGACGCAGAAAUAUCAUUGAUGACGCCAGCGAUGACGAAAUCGAUCUGUCUCAGAACGUCCGGAGAGAAUUGGCGUUCCCGUCCGACGAUUCAAACGAUUCCGACGAAAAAUCAAACGUUAAUAUGGAGGUUUCCGGUGUCAAAGAGUACAGGAGUGCCAUGUCCGCUUUGAGAAACAGAAACCUCAACGACCAUUCUGAAGUUAAUACGAAAAAGACCAAGCCUAAGUCAGCUCUGUUAGCCCCCGAAGAGGUCGAUGAUGAUUGGCUGGAAGAUGAUUUGGGUAUCAAUAAAAAUAAAAAGAGAAAACUCAGCGACCCACUCACGAUCGUCUCGAAGAAACCUUCGUACGAGCAAAUCAAAGAGAGCGUUGACAGUAUCAAUAACAUACCUGAACCUCUGAUCGAAAAUACGUUGAAACAAAAUAGGUCACGGAUCGAUGACGUCAUCGAUGUAGACUAUAUCUCGGAUUACGAUCGAGCAGACGAGAACAUUCGACCCGAAGCAAGUCCCGCCAAAUUCGCGAGGAACAAUACAAGAGAAUUAGAUUUUAAAACGAACGACAGCAGGGAGAACAUGAGGAAACGCUGGAAGCGCCAGAGCACGCUACUGAAGUCCGGCUUCCAGAGGAAACUGGACGAGGACCAAUCCAGUAACAGCGGAAGUGAAACCGAAUUUACUAGAAGAGACUCUUUUCAUGCUAGAAACAAGUCGAUCUCCCGACAUUCUUCCGCCGAAAAUUUCAAUGAAGGCUUCAAUAUAAUGCAAAAUAUUAAUCCUAAUAUCGUCCAACCGGUAAAUGUGAUACAGCCAAUUAAUAUAGUCAAAUCGACGAAGAACGGGAGGCCCGUACAGACGCAGAUACUACCACCGGCCGCCGUGAAGGUACACAUAGAGGACAAAGUGUUGCUGAUCUCUUUGAAAUUGGACACAAUAAACAGAUUGACGAUAAGCUGGCUGGUUGAGGAAGUCAAGACCAGAUAUUAUAAACUGACCGGCGUGCGUCCAGUGUUCAGCCUGAUGACGUCAGACGGUGCGAUUCUCUCCGAAGACGACCCCCUGAGCCUGGUGCUUUCGUCGCCCGAACUGAAGACCUGCAUCACCAACUGGAAGGCUUCUCCAGCUGAAGAACGAUACUUGGAGUGCUGUGAUGCUUUAGGAACGUCGCCCUCGAAGGAAAUUCAAGAGGCAAUCGGCCGGAGUCUCACGACUCGCAGACUCGCGCUCGGUCCGCAGACGCUCUCCUCAUCGCAAACACGACCCCUCUUCAGAGCGAUCACCCACCAAACACACAUCACGGCCAUCAUAAUGUCGGACAACAAUUUGGGAGACGCCGGCGUCAAACAUCUAGUUGAUUGUGUGUCGACAUUGAAACACCUGACGCUGAUUGAUAUCAGCAAAAACAAUAUCUCCAGUGAAGGAACGAAAUUGAUACUGAACUUGUUCGAGAAAUCGCCCAGAAUGGUGUGUCAAUCGUUAGAGGAAUUUGUAAUUAGCAACAAUCCAAUUUCUGAUGACGGAUUCCGGAAUAUAAUCAGAAUGUGUCAGCAUGUGCGAUUGAAAACGUUAAAAUUGAACAAUUGUAAAAUAACCGAAAAAUCGAUUAUUGAUAUGAAUAAAUCGAUUAAUAUCGAUAGCCUGGAAUCGAUUGAUAUUAGUGAUAAUGAUAUGAAACAAAAUGCAGUGGAGUAUGUAUUGUCGUCAUUAAACGCGAAUCGGUUAGUUGAUUUGGAGUUGAACAAUGUAGGAUUGGAAGGGAGUGCCGUUGGAUGUGUUGCCAGCUUCCUGGAUUCUGCUAAAGAUUUAAAGUUAAGGCGCUUUGGUUUGUCGAACUGUAAACUCGUCGAUGGACAGUUUAUGAGAAUAUUCAGAAGCCUGAGCAGAGCGAAACACCUACAGUCAAUAAGUCUAAGGAAAAACAACAUAACAUUUAUAACACUCAAGAAACUGCUACAAAGACAGCCGCCUGUGCCACAAGUGAACUUAGAAGGGUGCCCGGACAUAUUCAAGUACUCGCCCGAUUCAGAUUUUCAAGUGUGGCUACCAGCAGUCAACUUUGGACGGUGUUUACCUGAAAUCAAUGUCACCCCAGUGUCUAAGAGCGAGGAGGAGAGAGACAGUUUUAAGUCUUUCUCUAAAACCUGGCUCAGUUGUUUCAAUGGUAGGGGUGUCAUAGAACAUUGCGAUGGAACCGUAAUCAAACUAACGGCUAGGUGAUGAUGCAUCUUUAAAUCGACUUUAUCUGUCCUGAUUUUAAAGUUUUUUUACGGAUUCCUUAUCUACGACGUAUCAGUGUUAUGUGCGUGUUUUAUUUAAUUGCUAGCAGGCAGGCUAGUGUACAGCCCAGUGGGAGAGGACUGUCAAGUGACCGGAAAUGUCCUAUUCAGUGCUGCUAGAUCUGAACUGAUACUGCUUUAGACUGUUCACAAUACGGCCAUAUUAAUUUUGAGGAUUGUUUUUAUUGCUCAAUCAAAUGUAAUAAAAAAUAACCUGUUUGAAUUUGUACAAAUGUGGUCCACCUAUUUAUUUCAUAUUUUAUGUUGAUUUUGCACCAGUAAGCUCCUAUUAAGUAACACGAAAUUUUGCCCACCUAAAAUAGCCAAGGUAUCUUCAUUUUGUAGAAAACAUUUUAUAGGACAUUGCAAUUAUUUUUUUUUGUAAAUAUUUUAACACAAUUUAAAACGAUGAAUGUAUUAAACAUUUAAGAAUGAACAUCCUUAAACAGAUGAUCCGUCUUUUUGGAGAAGCUGUAUUAUUUAAGUGUACAGGACUUUACAUCCGGGAGGCAAAGUUCAGUGACUGUUACAUUUUCCUACACUAGCAUUUGAGACGUGCACUCUAACAGUUACCAAGCGGCUGAUAAUGCUACGCCAUUAUUACAAAUUAAACGUAAAGGAUUAGGAACAAGACAUUCCACGCAUCCUCCAUCACUGUUCACAUAUCCGCCGAAAAUUACCACAGAUAACACUAAAUCGAAUUAUACCUACCUCCAUAAAGUAUCAAAAUAUGAUAAUUAACAUUUAAUUAUUAAUAAUAAAAUUGAAUGAAUUCGUAGGUCGAAUGUUAAAUCUACUUAAAGCUUAAAGUAGUGAAAUAACACUAUUUUGUCGCUUCCGAUUGUGUUUGAAUUUGAGUGAUAUUGGAAAAGAAAAUGUGGUGUCGCCAUUCUUAGGCUACGUUAAUACAUUCAUAAGUCAUAAAUAUGUAUAUUUUAGGCUGUAUGAACAAUCGUAAAUAUUGACGAUUUACUUUGUCUACAUGUAUUUAUGGGAUUUAUUUGUGUAAAACAGUGAGGUUCAGAUGACAGAUAAGUUAUAUUCAUAUUUAUGUUAUUUAUAAAACUGUAUAAAAAAGGGAAUGUAAUUUUUUACCUACAGCCUGUAGUACUUCAUGAAAAUUGGUGUUUGUUUUUCUCGCGUCUCGUUGACAAAAUUGAACACCCUGUACAUGAAAUGCUAAAGAGUUUUAAUUGA
This is a messenger RNA of Bombyx mandarina (wild silkworm), 5705 nucleotides long. Its product is annotated as tonsoku-like protein. NCBI's taxonomy places the organism in Eukaryota, Metazoa, Arthropoda, Insecta, Lepidoptera, Bombycidae. Gene Ontology annotation, biological process: double-strand break repair via homologous recombination; replication fork processing. The record is from RefSeq and is a predicted model, not a curated record. Gene Ontology annotation, molecular function: protein binding. Gene Ontology annotation, cellular component: nuclear replication fork.